Molecule: messenger RNA, 393 nt
Organism: Rangifer tarandus platyrhynchus (Svalbard reindeer)
Lineage: Eukaryota; Metazoa; Chordata; Mammalia; Artiodactyla; Cervidae
Source: the annotation of a GenBank genome assembly
AUGAAACCACUCUCCAGGGGUUGGUUACUUAGUCACCUGCCCCGUGCAUGCGUGUGUGAGCCAGUUGUGUGCUGGAGGCAAAGGCCAGAGCCAGGGCCUCCCAACUCUUCCAGCCCAGCCACUUGGCCGGGACUCCGCCACCAAUACCGGUCUAUGAGAGACGGGCCUCUGCCCGGCCUCUUGGCACCAAAGCCUGGAGGCUGCCUUCAGGCAGGGAGCAGGGUUGGUACCGUCCCUCACUUGCAUGGCAUGAUCCCCUCUGCUGGCUCCUGGCCACGAGAGGGCAGUCAGCAGGUCCUGACUUCAUUGCCAUCCUCUGUCAGGUGGGCCUGCCUGUCCCGUCUCCCUGGUAACCCCACCCUGUACAUCUUUUGGAAAGCCACGUAUGGUUAA